Messenger RNA from Cylicocyclus nassatus, 246 nucleotides. Lineage: Eukaryota; Metazoa; Nematoda; Chromadorea; Rhabditida; Strongylidae. The record is from the annotation of a GenBank genome assembly.
AUGUUCGUAAAUGCUAUUUACUAUGGUAUAUCAAUACCUACUGGGACAGGAUCGUUAUACGAAUUCGAUGCUCGGAAUUUCGACAAAGUCAGGGGUUUUGACAAAGCUAAAACGUUUGCUAGAAUGAUGGUGUCUGAUCCAAAAUAUGAAAAGAAAUGGUUUCAUAAGAAAAAUAAUACGCUGUGCGAGGUGGGACAACUUAGAUUUAUUGAUAUUAAUGCUUGGAGCGCUGUUUCAAACGCCUGA